Messenger RNA from Bufo bufo (common toad), 1930 nucleotides. RefSeq names its product defective in cullin neddylation 1 domain containing 3 (gene DCUN1D3). NCBI's taxonomy places the organism in Eukaryota, Metazoa, Chordata, Amphibia, Anura, Bufonidae. Gene Ontology annotation, biological process: protein neddylation; positive regulation of ubiquitin-protein transferase activity. Bases 122 to 1168 code for a protein of 348 amino acids. The transcript is spliced from 4 exons. Gene Ontology annotation, cellular component: ubiquitin ligase complex. The record is from RefSeq and is a predicted model, not a curated record. Gene Ontology annotation, molecular function: cullin family protein binding; ubiquitin-like protein binding; ubiquitin conjugating enzyme binding.
GCUGGUGACGUCACGACGGGCGGAGAAGAAGGUGGGAAGAGGUGCGGACGUCGCAAGGGAGACAGCUGACUGGGCGCCCCGGCCCCGGCUCUUCUGACACAAUGCGGGAGAGCAGGAAGUGAUGCGGGGGGGUUAUUCACGGCAGACAUGGUCAGACAGCUCCUCGGGAUGGUGGCAUGUUGACGUGUAUCCAACAUCCGCUGAGACGGUGUCUGGUGCAAGGCGGACUGCUCUAAAACUGGACACGCGCAACAUGGGCCAGUGUGUCACCAAGUGUAAGAACCCUUCCUCCACACUAGGCAGCAAAAAUGGCGACCGGGAGUCUAACAAGUCCCAUAAGAGAAGCUCAGGACACAAAGAAGACCACACGUCAGCAGGUGGGAAGGCCUCAGGGGACAUCUUAGUCAACGGAACAAAGAAAGCGCAAGAUGCAGCAGUAGAGGCCAGUCAACCUCUGGUGGCUGCGGGUGACGCAAAGCAGAGGGAGGCCGGCAUGGGAGCAGAGGUGUCGUCCUUGCAGAGACUGGAAGACUUGUUUAGGAGAUACAAGGAUGAGCGGGAAGAUGCCAUCUUGGAAGAAGGCAUGGAACGGUUUUGCAAUGAUCUGUGUGUGGACCCCACAGAAUUUAGAGUGCUCGUUUUAGCAUGGAAAUUUCAAGCUGCCACCAUGUGCAAAUUUACUAGGAAGGAGUUCUUCGAGGGAUGCAAGGCAAUAAAUGCAGACAGCAUUGAAGGAAUUUGCAGCCGAUUCACCAGCCUCCUGAAUGAAGCCAAGCAGGAAGAUAAAUUUAAGGAUCUCUAUCGCUUCACUUUUCAGUUCGGCCUGGACUCAGAAGAAGGGCAGCGGUCACUUCACCGGGAAAUAGCCAUCGCCCUCUGGAACUUGGUGUUCACCCAAAACAAACCCUUCAUUUUGGACCAGUGGUUAGACUUCCUAACUGAGAACCCCUCAGGAAUCAAGGGAAUCUCCCGGGACACGUGGAACAUGUUCCUAAACUUUACUCAGGUGAUUGGCCCCGACCUCAGCAACUACAGCGAGGACGAGGCCUGGCCAAGUCUCUUCGAUACCUUUGUGGAAUGGGAAAUGGAGAGGAGGAGAAAGGAUGAGGAAACCAAAUGUAUUAGCUCUUCAGGCACAGAUUACACGAGCGCAGACGAGCAGACUUAGCACAGCGCAGGCGUCACAUCCCCGUCACCUGGAGAAUCAAUUUUUUUCAUUUUUUUUUCGUUGUUUAUUUUUUUUUUUAACUACUCUACACCUUUUUCUGCCUUGAAUUCGAAAGGGCUCUAAUUGCUGGUAACAUGUUUCAGGCACUUUUUUUUUUUUUUUAAAUAGAAUAUUUUCUGACGGUGCCAGAAAGUGUUUCACCUUUAUAUUUCAGGUUUAACUGGCUCUAAUGAAAUUAACUGAAUGCUUAGAAGGGGGAGGGGGGGGGGUCUGUGGGAGGGGACUGACCCAUUUAUUUAAUUUAAUUUUAACCCUAUUAUUGUGUCGUGAAGAGGGGGGGUGAAAGCUUGCAGAGCAAUGCAUUGUGGGACAUGCAGCAGCUGGUUGGUGUCAACUCUGCCUAUUUCCAAGUCCCGGCACCCUUUAAAAAAAAUUUUUAUAUGUAUAUUAACCCCAUUAGUGCCAAAGUGGCCUGCAGGACACUGUAUUCCAAUCUGGUGCAUGAGGGUUUUUUUUUUUUGUUUGUUUUUUUGAACAAAGGAAAAGAUGCAGUUCUUAGUAAACGUGCCAGGGUCAUGUUUUACUCCUAGAUCCUGUGUCCAUCAGGGCAGUUGCGUACCGUGUAGUGGUGUUUACAUUGUUGGUUUUUUUCCCCCCCCGAGUUGUGAUAUUGUUCUGUGGGGUUGGGUAAAGGAGCACAUUUCCACCCGAAAUCUAUAUCAGAGCAUUAAGCAGAUGUGCGUUAACGCAUUCUUAAAAAGA